AUGAUCGACCCGUUCAUCGUCGCUUUUGUCUUUGCCGGCAUCAUGGCUAUUCUCAUGGCCCUGAGCUAUGUCGGCAGCCUAAUCUACCAGCUCUCUCGCGAGAACGACCUAUUCAACCCCAAAAGCAUCGGAUGCCUUCUCUUCAUCGUGCUCAUACUCCUCUAUGUUCAUCCACUGAUCGGAAAUCACGUCCUCGGAGUCUUGGCUAGCGUGGGUGCUGUCAUGUUGGAAGUUAUCUGGGGACUCAAAGCGGCUGUCAUGAGCCUGUGUGAUGACCUGCGCCGAGUCUUUACAUCUCGCCAGCCUGCCUCGAAUGCAGGCAAGCAGCAAGUUGUCCUCCGACACGCUAUCGAGCAGCCAACUGAACAAAGAAGUCAUACACCAACGGAAGCAGAUAUCAACAGAUGCUACCGUCAACGGGAGGUGUGCGACAAUGUUGAGGAGCGCCUUACGAAGUCAUUGCAGCAAAACAACUCCUACGCAUCGGAAUGGUGCCAGCUUGAUCAGCAGAUCUUGGACCUCCAAUACAAUCUCAUUGGGGAGCAGUCUCGGGUUGAAAGGGCCGAAAACAAUCUCCGAAAAGCCCAGGCGAGAGUUCUUGCACAUGAGACAGACGGAGCUACCAUCGCAAGACUUGAAGCAGAGGUGGAGGACGAGAAAGUGAAGGCCCACGACGCCGACGUCUGUCGGAAGGCAUCCCACUCACAUGAGAAAUACCUUAGAGGGGAGAUCGAAUCCCAGAAGGCGAAGUUCCGACAAUACGCCCUGCACAAGGAAGACCAGAUUGGCGUGCUGCGUACUGAAAUCAAGGCACUCCAGCGAAAGCAAGACAAUCCCCCUCGGGUAGAGCUGUUGGCGGUAGGAACCCAGACUGAAGAGAUGGAGGCUACUCUCGAGACAACACAGCAGUCGGCUCUCAUCGUCACAGACCGAAACGAAGUACUCCUCAAUAACCUCGAGGAUCAGCUCGUCACGACCCAGGCAGAGUUAGCAGCAACUCAGGCCAAGCUUUCUCUCAACCGCACAUCAGCGACCUCGGCCGCAUUCGAGCGUUUCAUCAUAAAGACACAGAUGGACGAUCUCAAGGCUGAGAGCCAGAAUACCGAGUACGGCUUGUUGACGACCAUUGCCGAGCUUCGCGUGGAAUUGAUCAGGAACCAAGCCCAAGCAACGGCUGCCACGGAAUGGCAAGUCGCUCAGCAAGAUACUAAGACAUCAACGUUGGCAACCAUUGUCGCGCUUCAGACAGAGUUGGCCAAUGUUAAGGCUGAAGCCAAGUCGACCAUUGAGUCGCAAGGCGCCCAGAUCCAAGAAGCCGCAGGCUUCAAGGCGGAGGCUGAGAGGGUGGUCGCUGACCUUCGCGACGAAACCGAGCACAUGCGCCAGGAGAACGAUAAUCUCAAGCAUCAGGUGGAGCAAACGGCUGCCCAAAGCCCUCAGAUCGCCCUGAUGCAACAAGAGGCGGAGCAAAUGCGCCUCGAGAAGGAGUAUUUUCAACAGCAAGUGGAGCAAUUGACGAACCAGAACUCUCAGAUUGCCAUAUUACAGCAAGAGAAGGACGCCGCGACGCAGAAGGCCCGGGUCGUAGAGGAAGAAGCGAUGGUGGCUUUGCAAGCAAAGGCGGCGCAAAUGACCCAGUUGAGUUUCGAUCUGCGUAAGGCCCGCGACGAAACCACGCAGGCAGAAGAAGACGUCUACGGAUUCACACAAGAGCUUGAAGAAGAGCAAGAGAAGCUGCUGAAUGCCUUACAAGCCGAGAAGGCUGCCUUACACACCAUCGCCGACUUGAAAGUAGCCAGGGAUGAUUUCUGCGCCGAGACCGAACGUUUGAGCGUGAAAGUGCAACGUCUAGUGAACGAGAACACCAAGUUGACGACUGAGAUGAAGAAGUUUGCCAAUGAACAGCUGCUUAAGGCCAACUUGGCGAAGAAAGGCAAGACGCAGGAGUUAUCCAACAAGGACGGUAUCUUGGAACUUCUCAAGAAAACCCACGAGACUGAACUUCAGAGAAAGCAAACCAAGCUCGACGAAAGGAAGGCCACGAUUGAAAAGCUGGCAUCGCAGUACGCUGAGAGCUGUGCGGGCAAUACCAGAUUACGCGAUAAGGCGAAGAGGGGCCGCGAGGACAUCACGCUCUUGGUCUCGAGAGUCAGAGAUCUCGAGGGUCAACUCCAGGACCCCAACUCUCGCCCCAAACUCAAUGCCCUUCAGGUCGGGAGCGUGGCAACAAUCUUGCAGCAGAUUGGAGACGGCAAGCACCCUCUCUCACUCGGACCAACUCCCGCGAAGAAGCCGGAAAGCGCGCAGGGAAGCGGCGCGAAGAUGAUGCGACCGAUGAAGCCACUGCCCAACAGAAGAAAGUCUGAACAGCCCCGGAAGAGCGAGGCGGGCCCUUCGGAGGCGAUGGAGAAGUGA
Messenger RNA from Colletotrichum godetiae, 2415 nucleotides. RefSeq lists its product as uncharacterized. Lineage: Eukaryota; Fungi; Ascomycota; Sordariomycetes; Glomerellales; Glomerellaceae. The coding region runs from base 1 to 2415 and encodes 804 amino acids. The transcript has a single exon. The record is from RefSeq and is a predicted model, not a curated record.